AUGGAAAUAGCCAAAGAGGACCUCAAAUUACCCGACAUCUCUAAAGAAAAACUAGCCUUUGUUCUUCAUAAUGUGUUUACGGAGGAGGAGUGUAACAAAUACAUAAUAGAUUCGGAGAAGAGAGGAUAUGAACUUGCCAAAUGCAAUGUCGGCAGCGGAAGGCAGAUUUAUGCAAGCCAUGUAAGAAAUAGUUCUAGAAAUAGCUGGGUCUCCAAAGAGGAAGCAGGAAGAAUUCUGGGUAGAAUCAAGAAGUUCUUACCUGCAGAAUGGAAAGGAAGGAAACUUGUAGAAAUUGAUGAAAGGUUAAUAUUUUUGCGGUAUGAUCCAGGUGAAUAUUUCAAGCCUCACUUUGACGGCUCCUCAGUGAAGGACAAUAGAACCAAAAGUUAUCUCUCCAUCCAAAUAUAUCUUAACCAGGCAGGUUAA
Molecule: messenger RNA, 426 nt
Organism: Saccostrea cuccullata (small rock oyster)
Lineage: Eukaryota; Metazoa; Mollusca; Bivalvia; Ostreida; Ostreidae
Exons: 4
Coding region: 1-426 (141 amino acids)
Biological process (GO): peptidyl-proline hydroxylation to 4-hydroxy-L-proline
Cellular component (GO): endoplasmic reticulum
Molecular function (GO): procollagen-proline 4-dioxygenase activity
Source: RefSeq, a predicted model, not a curated record